Molecule: messenger RNA, 2073 nt
Organism: Psilocybe cubensis
Lineage: Eukaryota; Fungi; Basidiomycota; Agaricomycetes; Agaricales; Agrocybaceae
Exons: 11
Coding region: 1-2073 (690 amino acids)
Source: RefSeq, a predicted model, not a curated record
AUGGGACCACUUCCUAUCUCAGCACGCGCAGCCCUUAGUCCAGCGCUAUCAGCUAUGCCACCUGCGAGGGCAUGUUUAAGCUUUUGGUUUGUCAGUUACACAGUUCUAAUUUAUGAUUAUUUCUGUACUCUUGAAGCUGAGAUCGACGAUGUCUGGUCGUCGCAAUGGUCUUUGGGAUUGACUCUCUUUUACCUUAAUCGAUACUUGCCCAUAUUGGAUAUUUUUCUAUUCCUGCGACCUGUUUUGGCGGGUCCACUCCCCAUAAUGGAGUGUCUAUUUCUUUACCCUGUGACCUUCUGGCUUGUCACUGUUGGCCUCAUUAUCUCACAGCUCAUAAUGCUUCUUCGUACAUACGCGUUAUGGGGACGCCGGCGCCUGAUUUUGAGGGUUUUGACGCCCGUCGCCAUUGCAAGUAUUCCUACGACUCUGCUUAGCGGGAUGCUAAGUGUGACAGCAUGGAAGACAUACCUUGAUGUUCGUAAUAUGCGAGCUAUUUCCUCCACUGCUACGGAUGUGGUACGGCGCCAACAGUGUGCAUUAGCCGCCAUCACAUUGGACAGGGAACGACGGUUUGCUUUACUAGGCCUCUAUGUACUGGUGUUUGUGGGCGAGGCGUUAACUGUCAUUUUGACAGUCAUCAAAGCAAACCAGCACGUUACUCGACUUUCUCCCCUGUGGGUAUCUCAGCUGUAUAAAAACGGCAUUGUAUACUGUAUUUGCAUGCUUGUUUGCAUUAGGAUGUUCUCACGCACUAACCACCACCAUCAACAUGGUCAGCGUGCCAGCUCACCGGCCCCGCUGCUGGGUACACGGCGACAGCGCUCUCCAGACUCAACCCCAGGCCCAACAGAGUCAGAGAGUGAUGGCCGAAAGCUGCUACAGACCAAGAGGUCACCCCAUACGAAGCGCCUUAUAAAGAAAGGCAGAACUCACCCUCGGAAAUCAGUGGAUGCCCCUCCGGGUCCCUCUCCACAGCACUCUGUCAACACACCCAUACCAUUGGCGGACCCACACAGUGCCCCAAACACCGAUGCUGCACCCCCAUCUACUCUGCCCCCGCCAGCUGUGUCUUCGGACAUUGUUGCCGGACAGGUUGCUCACCUCGAGACGCUGCUGGACUCCAUUCUGGCAACGGUCGCGAUUAUACAGAGCAUUUCUCACGGUACCGUCACACUCAGUGACCGAACGAUGCACGCCGCUCUGCUGCUACACUCAACCUUAUUCCCGGCAGACCCGGAAUAUCACCCCCAAAACCCUGAAAGGGUUACUGAGCCCCGGUCAUACGCUACAGUGGCCAAAACUACACCAGUGGCUCAGCCAGCUCACACGCCGCAGAGGACAUCCCCAGCCCCAAUUGCUGGAGGCCCUGUUAAGACCCGCCCUCACGUCACUCGUCCAACCCGCCAUUACUCCUCAAAUAAUCGCCUUAUUGCAUCCUGGGAUGACUUUCCACUUACACAGCCAUCUGGUCCACUCACUGAUUUUGUGGAGCGACUCAAUAGCGAGCUCUCACCAAUGUCACGGGACCCCCCUCGUCAUGUUCUCGGAGCUAAUGUCUCAAAAUCAGGAAGGCUCAUUAUCCACACUGCAAACGACACUGGAACUGCUAGAAUAAAAGCUCGCCCGAUGACUAUUCUUCAAGCAGCUCAGGCCUCCGAUUGCUUUCCUAAUUUUGAUUCAACUAUUGGUGACCCACCCACAGUUCACUCGGAUGUGCCAUGGCAUGGUAUAGUGGUCCAUGAUCUCCCAGCCGAUUCACUUCGCGACUCUUUCGACUCCGCCACUCCAAAAAACAGCAUAUGGUCAUUACUUGAAAAUGAGGCAGGGGUAUCUAGGCAGGAUAUCCGAGGGCAAAUACGGGCUCUUUGUCGCGAUGGGGAGGAGUUCCAGAAGGACCGACUUUCUAUUCUCAUUAGGUUUGAAGACAAGAACAUCACAGAACGGCUCUAUCACUCUGGCAUUUUUCUCUUUGGCUCCUGGUGUCGAGUCUCUCGAUAUCGGGAGCGGAAGAGGAAACCUCAACCUUCAACUCCAACUCCAGCACCCCACGCAGAAAACACCACGCCGCAAUAA